AGAGAGAGAGUGGGACGCGUACGCACACGGUCACACCGACUGCCAGGAGUCCAGCUUCUCAGCCCCCUCCCCUACCCCAAAACAACUACCCCCCACCCCCUACCCCUGCAAAGAUGAUCCAGAUCUCUCGGUGAGGAGUCCCAGCCGCAGCUCGUCUGUUUGGCCCUUCUCUGUGGCUUCUUUGUGCUCCGCUUCGCGAGGGAUUAAAAGGCUCCCUGGAAUGCUGAACGCUGUGAAAGACCACUGAUGUAACAAUGGAGGAGGGAUACGAACUUGACCUGAUCUACGUGACGGAGCGCAUCAUCGCGGUAUCCUUCCCCAGGGGCUGCUCUGAGGAGACCUACCUGCGAAACCUGCAGGAUGUCACACGCAUGCUCAAGUCCAAACAUGCCAACAACUACCUGGUUAUCAACCUCUCAGAGAAGAGACAUGAUCUCACUAAAAUGAACCCAAAGACUAUGGACAUGGGCUGGCCUGACCUCCACGCCCCACCCCUGGAUAAGAUCUGCUCCAUCUGCAAAGCCAUGGAGAACUGGCUCAAUGCCGACCUUCAGCAUGUGGUGGUGGUCCACUGCCGGGGUGGAAAGGGGAGGAUUGGUGUGAUCAUCUCAUCCUUUGUGAACUUCACCAAUAUAUCAGCAAGUGCUGGUCAGGCUCUGGACCGCUUCGCCAUGAGAAAGUUCUAUGAUGAUAAAGUGUCUGCGCUAAUGACUCCAUCACAGAAGCGAUAUGUGUGGAUCCUGAACAGCCUGCUAACUGGCUCAGUGAAAAUGAACUCAUCGCCUCUGUUCCUGCAUUGUGUAAUUCUACACGGGAUUCCUAAUUUUGACACUGAAGGAGUAUGUCGGCCAUAUUUGAAAGUCUAUCAGGCAAUGCAAGUGGUGUACACUUCUGGAAUAUACAACAUAGGUCCAGGACACAGGAACAGGAUCUACAUUGCCCUGGAGCCAGCUCAGAUACUCAAAGGUGACAUCAUGGUGAAGUGUUACCAUAAAAGCCUUCCCAGGGGGGAAAAGGAGCUGGUUUUCCGCCUCCAGUUCCACACGGGCACCGUCCAAGGCUACAAUCUCAUUUUCGAGAAGGAGGACCUAGAGGGCGCAAACAGAAAUCCCAGGUUUCCAGAUUAUGGGAAGAUUGAACUGGUGCUUUCAGAGAGUCCAGAGAGGAUAACAGGGUCGGACCGAUGGCAGAACGGCCCGGACGUGGCUGUGGACUGCAGCCUCGUGGAAGCUCUGACCCGCUGGGACUCAUACAAGAACCUGAGCUGCGACGGGGAAGUGCUGCAUGCACAGGAGUCCAGGUCCUGCUCGUCCCGCCCCAAAGCCCGGCAGAAGAGUUCGGAGCAGUCGCCCCCGGGCGUGGCCUGCCGGACAGACCACAGCGACCACACCCUUUCGGCUAGCAGUGACUCGGGGCUCUCCAGCACCUCCGUGCUGACGGGCCGGGCCCAGGGGCCGCAGCGGGGCCCAAGCCAGCAGGAGGCCACGGAGCUGAAGAGGCUCCUGUGCGGGUUCGGGGUGGAGGGCUCGGAGCGUUCGGGCGCGGAGAUGCCGGGGGAGCGCUCGGUCUCCGCGGGACCGGCCCGGGGCGUGGCCUCGGCCCGAGGGGCGCGCGUGAACGGCGAGGCGCGGCGCCUGCGGGACCGGGAGACGGACAUCCUGGACGACGACGAGGACGGCCUCCACAGCGUGGACAGCAUCGGGACCAUGUCCUCCUCCGAGGGCCGGCACAAGGGCAGCCACAACUCCCUGCUGUCGGACGACUUCGGGAGUCACGGCGGCGACGAGCACCACGCUUCCGUCUCCGUUUCUGUUUCCACGGCGAUGGACACGAAUGGCGGGCGGGACGACUACGGGCGUGACAAGAGGGACUUCCUGUCGAGGGGGGCGGCCAUCCCCGUCAUCCGGGUGACCCAGCCCCCGGCCUUUGGGCAGGAGGGGUACUCCACGCAGACCUGGGUCCGCCAGCAGCAGAUGGUGGCAGCCCAGCAGUACCCCUAUAUGGCCACAGAGGGCGAUCUGCAAACCUGCAGGUCACCCACAGUACCAGAAGUCACCAUUAGGGGCAAGAGCGACAACAAGGUGGACGAAUUCGCCGCUCUCACCGUGGACAUCGACCAGUCGAUAGACCAGCUCAACCAGCUCAUCAUGGACCUCGACCCCACCUUCAUGCCUGUUGCCGCCCGCUCGAAUUCGGUCAAGAAAACCGAGGGGAGUCACACGACCAGGUCGACCGAACACCAGGUCAAUGGUCUGAACUGCAGGCGUGUAGACAGCAACGGGACUGGGCCGCAGAACAGCUAUCAGUCAGCUGUUCCCCCGAAUGACGUCAGAGCAGACAGACCACAGGGACUGAAUCACCAAGGAAAUGAUGUCACCGGCUGCCCUGGGUUCCGCCCUCCUGGGUGGGGACUGGCGGAGGACUUCCUGAAAUCGCCCGUCUACACGCCCGACCUACAGCCCUGUCAGGGCAUCCUGUACAGGACUAACAGUGUGGGGUACAGGAGACAGGGUGAGGAACUGGACUGCAGGGUUGCAGGUGGCAUUGACAUAAUGGUUCCCCCUACACCCUCCUUCCCCGUGUCCCCAGGAACCCCCUAUGUGAAAGAAAUGUCUGAGUUCCCACAUGCCAGUGUCCAGGGUGGGUUCUACAGGACUGAGCAAGAAUCAAGGAGCUGUGUGGAGAGCAACAACCACUUCGCGCUGACCUCCGGCCCGUCAGUCAACGUCAGCCCCGCCCCCUGUCAGAGACCCGCGGGAAUGACGUGCGCCGUGUCCACGAGUGGUCCCCUCCCUCGGACUGAGAGCGUCUCUUCGGGACAUUCCUGGCCAGAGGGGGGCCGGAGAGCGCCCCAGGGCUGCCAGUCCCCCCAGGACCCCCGGCUGUCCCCCCCGCAGUCGCACCCCGUCUCCCUGGGGAACAGCCCGCCCGGAGGGGCCCAGAGGGGCGGCUGGUGCAGGUUCGAGGAUCGGGACGGGCCCGGCCUCUCCCCGGUCCCGGGGCAGGGCCUGCUGGGGUUGGGGCCGCCCUUGCCGGAGAAGCGGAGGAUUUCGGAGGGGGAGCGGUCUCUGAGGUCCCCCUCUCCCUGCCUCAGUGGGUUCUCCAGCCCUCUCAGCGGGAGCACCUCCAGCCUCCCCUUCCCCAACGUCCUGUCUGAGCCCCACUCGUCCCGCGCCCUGGACACCCCCUCACCCGUCCUAGAUCUGCUUGAUGGUAAACACGUGACAGUGAAAUUUGUACAGGACACCACAAAAUUUUGGUACAAGCCAGACAUCUCACGGGACCAGGCUAUUGCCGUCCUGAAGGACAGAGAGCCAGGCGCGUUCAUCGUUCGGGACAGUCACUCGUUUCGGGGGGCCUACGGGCUGGCCAUGAAGGUGGCCACACCGCCCCCCUCUGUUCUGCAGCAGGGCAAGAAAGGUGGAGACCUGUCCAUUGAGCUGGUUAGACACUUCCUGAUUGAGUGCACACCCAAAGGAGUCAGGCUCAAAGGCUGUCCCAAUGAACCCUACUUCGGCAGUCUCACAGCCUUGGUUUGUCAGCAUUCCAUCACUCCACUCGCCCUGCCCUGCAAGCUCAUCAUACCAAAUACAGAUCCCCUGGAAGAACUGCAGGAGACGCCUCCUCCAACCAUCUCCAACUCCGCAGCCGAGCUCCUCAAGCAGGGAGCCGCCUGUAACGUGUGGUUCCUGGGCUCCUUGGAGAUGGAGUCACUGACAGGCCACCAGGCCAUCCAGAAGGCCACUGCCAUGACCCUAAACAUGGACCCGCCCCCUAUCUCCACGGUUGUCCACUUCAAAGUGUCGGCUCAGGGGAUUACGCUCACGGACAACCAGAGGAAGCUGUUCUUCAGAAGGCACUACGCUGCCAGCACAGUGAUAUUCUGUGCCUUGGACCCUCAAAACAGGAAAUGGAUGAGAAAUAGCAUCUCCUCAGCAAAGAUUUUUGGCUUUGUGGCACGCAAGUCAGGCAGCGCCAUGGAGAACAUGUGCCACCUGUUCGCCGAGCACGACCCCGAGCAACCUGCCAGCGCCAUCGUCAACUUCGUCUCCAAGGUGAUGAUCGGCUCCCAUAAGCUCAAAUAGACCCCCCCUCUACUGCCCUCUACUGGCUUGAACUGCAGCCGCUCAGAGUCCGAAACAGAGCCGCUGCUAAGCAACGCGGGGCACUGUGACCGCGCCGUGCAGACGCCAGGCGGCUGUAGUCUCACGGAGAAACCGCGAUGGCAAACUGACAAAAAAGGUGAAUUCACCACAAAAAAACAAAUGCUCUUCGUGGGUAACCGGUGAAUGUAAGGUCACGCAAAAAUAUAAAUUUUUCUUCAGAUUAAAAAAAAAAAAAAAAAACACAUCACCUGCGGAUUUCAGUUUCUUGAAAUGUCUCAGUGUCCUGUGCUUUUAAAACAAAGCUGAGCGUGCAGGUAAGGUCAAACUUGCCCAAAAUCGCCUAACAUCCACUCGCCUAAAUAAAAGUGCCUGUCAACUGCCGUUCGCCGAGCCAGCCCGCGGUGCUGAAUAGUCCUCUGUAUGGGCACAGUUUCUGAGAAAAAACCUUCUUUUAUUCGGGUAAGAUGUGUGUGUUGUAGCCAUGAUUUCAUGGCUAAGAGUCAUAAUGUUACAUUUAUAUUUAAGCUCCACCUGAAAUGAAUCAAGAACUAAAUCACGUAUGCUAUUUUACCAAGAGUUUUGUGCGCUUUAAUAUUUCAAAGGCAUCGCAUUGUACAUUGAGUGCUUUGCCUUCAGCUUUAAAGAAAGUCAAGUAUAAUUGUAUUCAAAUGUGAUUUCAUGUGGUGUCAAAUCCUGUUGUUUGUAUUUAAUCAAAAUGUUCUUAAACUUUUCAAACAUUUAUAUCAGAUACUCUGAAUUUCUUCCCAUUGUCACGUAUGGUAAAAUCCUCAAAACAUGAACACGUGUGUGCAUGUGUAAAACACAAUAUAAUAUGCUGCAUUGUGUAAAUAUCUGAUGAAAGUCAAUGUGCCUUUUUUGAUUGAAUACGUCAUCUUUUUGUAUUUACUGUUGUGGUAAGCAAGAUAAUACAAAACACUUUCUUUUGUUAUGCUUCAUUAAAAGGAUCUUUGAAAAUGUAUGUUAAAGCAUGCGUAAUAUCGUAUGAUGCAUUAAAACAUUCAGAGAGUAUAUAAUAUUUGUAUGGGUACACACAAGUAAUUGUCAGGAAUAUUUUUGUAUUUACAUGACAACUGUUUUUUUACAAUUUUACAAAAUCUUAAUAUAUUUUAUAACUACAGUACAUUAAAUUGUUUAUAUAGCAGAUCUACAAAUGGUAUAUAUAUAUUCGUGUAGAAGAGUCAUGCGCAAUUAAACAUUCACAUCUGUAUCAUGUUUGUUCAGUUUGUUUAGCUUCUCAAGUAUUCCCUUAUUAUCAUAUUGUCAUUAUUGUGUAUUUCAGUGUUAAACUGUUUAAUAGCGUAUUUGUCCUCUUGUUAAAAUUUGUUUCAAGAUUUGAAAUGAAACGUAGCUUGAGACAGCUGCUUCAAAGCCUACCGAUUGUGAUGUCAUCAGUUACCUUCAUCAUAAAUGCGAUCUUCUCGGUCAUCUCUGUAUUUUACUGUGCAAGCUUGGGGAGAUUUUGUUAAAACAAUGACCAGGCCAUAUGUUUACUUAUGAGUACUGUUCAUGCUAUGCUGUUUAUAGUCAUUUCCAUAUUGUGUAUUGUGAUAUGCUUACUUGUAAAAUUGGUUUUUUUUUCCUCACUGUAUAAAUGUAUGAUGCAUCGUAUUCUGUACCUCGAGCAUACCAGCUAUUUUAAAGACAAUAAAAUUACAUUUUAUGUAA
This is a messenger RNA of Anguilla anguilla (European eel), 5792 nucleotides long. It is a transcript of the gene tns3.2, whose product is annotated as tensin-3. Gene Ontology annotation, molecular function: protein binding; phosphatase activity. Gene Ontology annotation, biological process: dephosphorylation. The record is from RefSeq and is a predicted model, not a curated record. Bases 255 to 4085 code for a protein of 1276 amino acids. Lineage: Eukaryota; Metazoa; Chordata; Actinopteri; Anguilliformes; Anguillidae. The transcript is spliced from 27 exons.